AUGAAUACAGCAGAAAAUGCAACUCUUCAUGACAUCUCCAUACAUGAAAGGUUUUUUGCGUUGCUCAUCCCUGAUCGCCACUGCUCGCCAUCACUCGCCACUGCACUGCUCGUGCUAGCCGUCGUCGCUUCACUGAUCGUGUUGGUCGUUGCGCUGCUCGCGUUGGUCGUUACUGUGCUCGCACUGGUCGUUUGCGUAAUCGCAGGACGCCUGGUUAGGGUUCUGAUUUGGGGAUCAUACGACAAGUUCGUUGGGGUUAUGCCUCUGAUUUGA
Molecule: messenger RNA, 273 nt
Organism: Sphenostylis stenocarpa
Lineage: Eukaryota; Viridiplantae; Streptophyta; Magnoliopsida; Fabales; Fabaceae
Source: the annotation of a GenBank genome assembly